CGCGCGAAGAGGAGAGUGGAAUAUCGGUUUGCGAACCCCAACCGCACAUUCGUUGCAGUUGCACAUCUAUGGGCCCCACUUUGAAUGUAAAUAUCUUCCCAAUCCAACGCGCCCUAGUGGCAUGUGGCGACUCACUCUCAUCGCAUCUCAACAAGACCACUCGGAUCGCUGACGUGGCCAAAUUCUAAAUUUCCUUUUUGAAAUCCCGCCCGAGCCCGCGACUUCCACGGGAUUUCAAUUUUUUAGCUUUUCCAAUUCUUCAGUGUUUACUAAAAAGACCCUUGCUCUUAUUUUACCCUUUCCCAACCCUUCCCUUCUUAUCUCCCCACCUCUCUCUUUUGCUCUUUUCCUCUAAACCUCUUCUCUCCCAAAACAAAUCACGACUCUCCUGCCGCCGAUUCUCUCUUGUUCUCUCGCUCCCUCUUUCCUUCUCCCCCGCCUCUUUCUCAAAAUAACACUAGGUACAGCAGGUAAGCAAUGAGUCCUUCCGCCGGCGCCGGAAGACGUUUCCACUCUCGGUCUCCUCGUUUUCCUGCUCUCGUUGAGUCCUGAUUCCUUCUCCUUCUUUUCGCUUCUGCAGGAAUCGAAUCGUAAUGAAAGGAGUCAAAUCGAAGGCUGAUGGCAAGAGAACUGACGCCGCGUUGAAGCCGAAAGCGGCUGGAAGAUCGAAGAAGGCAGUUAAGGAUCCAAACAAGCCUAAGAGGCCUCCCAGUGCUUUCUUCGUCUUCAUGGAGGAAUUCAGGAAGGAGUUCAAGGAGAAGAAUCCUAACAACAAAUCUGUCGCUGCUGUCGGAAAAGCUGCCGGCGAGAGGUGGAAGGCUAUGACUGAGGCAGACAAGGCUCCUUACAAGGCUAAAGCCGACAAAAGGAAGGCUGAAUAUGAGAAGACCAUGGAUGCUUACAACAAGAAACAGGCUGGAGUUCAUGGUGAUGAUGACUCUGACAAGUCCAAAUCUGAAGUAAAUGAUAAUGAAGAUGACAGCGGAGAGGAGGAAGAUGAUGACGAGUAAGGUCGAGGUGUAGAGAACUUUGGAGGAUGAACUGGUAUACUGCCAGUGUGAAGUGGAAGUUGCUUCUUCGUCUUCUAACUUGGAGAGUUAGUCAUAAUGUGACGGGGGUAUGGAUUUCUAGUUUGAUGUUUAGAUUGUAGGUUUGUAGGAAACACAUCUGUAAGGGGCAAGUCUUCUCUCCCUUCUUCUAUCCCAGUGCUCACAAUGCUCCGUUCUUUUUACAUGUCCAGCCCCUUCUAUUUUGUCAAAUAUGUGAUGAUCUCUCUAUGAUUGUGAAGUGAAGUUAUUACCCCCCAGAUUGUGUGGUAGUGUGAUUGCUGCUUUCACUUGGUGUAGAUUUCGUGUCUGUCAAGAAUGUAUGUGUGCUUCUUGCAUGGCUGCCGAAUUGUAUUGGACCGUCUCGACUCAUUGAGUAGCAAGUUUGAAUGCUUUCCAUAUCAAUUUUGUUUUUAUCUUCCAUCAGUUGUGGAAUAUUUGCUUGUUGAAAAUCAUCCGAAUCCGGUGAGACGUUAGUCAGUUGUAGCGAGUCAACGAGGUUGUCCUUUGUUAUAAAAUAACUAAAUUAGGGGUCAAAUGAGUCCAGUUGAAUUGUGAUUUGGCAUGGCGCACGGGUUUUUUAUGAGAUGCUUGGCUAGUGUUAGACUAGUUUGAUUGGAGUUUCGACUCAUUAAUGAGUGUACCAACUUUAUUUGAGAAUGGCUAAUUAAUUAGCUCGUGAGAUUGGCUUCCAUUCAAUUAUCAUAUUAUUUGUUCGUAAUUUUUAAUUGUUAAUAUAAUGUUAAUUAAUAU
This is a messenger RNA of Linum trigynum, 1799 nucleotides long. The record is from the annotation of a GenBank genome assembly. Lineage: Eukaryota; Viridiplantae; Streptophyta; Magnoliopsida; Malpighiales; Linaceae.